Molecule: messenger RNA, 4168 nt
Organism: Candoia aspera
Lineage: Eukaryota; Metazoa; Chordata; Lepidosauria; Squamata; Candoiidae
Gene: KLF16
Product: KLF transcription factor 16
Exons: 2
Coding region: 150-836 (228 amino acids)
Biological process (GO): regulation of transcription by RNA polymerase II
Molecular function (GO): DNA-binding transcription factor activity, RNA polymerase II-specific; RNA polymerase II cis-regulatory region sequence-specific DNA binding
Source: RefSeq, a predicted model, not a curated record
UCCGUCUCCACGUUGCGCCAGGGCGAGGCAGCCGCGUCCGUAGAGCGAGCCGCGGUCUCGGGAGGCCGGGCGUCCGAUCUUCACCGCCGAGGCCAGGCGAGCCGUUCGAAGACGCGCCUCCGACGGCUCCCCGCUUCUGGCGCGGCGUCAUGUCAGGCUUGGAUUAUCUGGCCGCGGAGUGCCUGAUGUCCAUCUCCAGCGGGGCCUUGAUCCACCCGGCCUCCAGCCUCUUCAGUUCAAAAGAGGAGCGAGGCGGACGGCCCCCUUGCCUCCCCAGCGCCCGCCACCCGGUGCGCCCCGGCUCUGCGCUUUCGGACUGCGGCGGGAGCGGCUCCUCCUCGCCCGGAGGGGGCGAGUUGCGAAACGGCGUCCCGGUCCUGCCGCAGGCGGGGGAGCUUCCCCAAAAAGCCGGCGCUGACAGCCCCGCCAGCCUCUCCGCCAUCUCCCCGGCUAAAAGGCACCAGUGCCCUUUCCAAGGCUGCAUUAAGGUCUACGGCAAAUCCUCGCAUCUGAAGGCGCAUCUCAGGACGCACACCGGCGAGCGUCCGUUUCCGUGCAAUUGGCCCGGCUGUCAGAAAAGGUUUGCACGCUCGGAUGAGUUGGCCCGCCAUUUCCGCACCCACACUGGCGAGAAGCGGUUUGCCUGCCCACUCUGUGAGAAGCGGUUUAUGCGGAGUGACCACCUGACCAAGCAUGCCCGCCGCCACCCUGCUUUCCAGCCAGGCAUGGUCCGAAGGUCUGACUGCUACAGGGCCUCCCCUACUGACUCAGCUGGCAGCAGCUUGGCUGGAAGCCCCGCCCCUGGGAGCCCCGCCUCUGACAGCCCCGCCCCUUAAAGGGGGCAUUCCACCCUGCUACUUGUCCUUCCCAGGCCCAGCCUCUAGGGGGCGACCAGGUACUAUUUCAGAGGCAUUUUUUGAUUCAAAAUCUUGGCUUCCCCAUCACUUCCAGUUAUGGUUUAACAUGCCUUAUUGUGGAAACAGCCCCUCCUUGUGCUUGGUGGGCAUUUUGAUUAGAAUACUGGUCCCCCUCCCUGCUUGCUUUCAAGCUAUAACCUCUGUGCACAUUCCCAUCCCACCUAGGCUGAUGGUGGCAGGAUCUGUAGCAACCACACCAGCAGGCUUGAUUAAACCUUGUUGACGUUCCUUUGGAAAGAGGCCCCCUCCGACCCCCAGUCAGUGCCUAGCAGAUGAUUUUCUAGCCCUUGGUCAAACAGAUAGUCCCACCAUCACUUUGCCUCAGUUUCCCAGCUGUAAAGAGACUUUUUUCCAGGGUCUGUGCUUGGUAUCAUUGGAAAUGUUCAGCUCAUCCAUUUCCAGUCAACUUUCUGGAACAUGCAGAUGGGAAUGCUGAUUUUUGCUGUAGUCCUCAGGAAUGAAAGACCCUUGUCCAAGUUUCACUUAGCUUUAAGCCUCUCUCUUUGAGCAACCUAUGGACUCUUUGCAUUUAGAAAGAGAAUACGGUGGAAAUUGCUGUCCAUGCUGUUGGUCCCCUUGCAUUCGAUAAUCAGGAUUAAAUUGCCUCUGAAUAAGGAGGGUCCAUCCUUAGCCAUCAGUGCUAACAGCAAGAUGUAAGAGAUCAUGUUUUUCUGUCUUGUCUCCCCACCCCCAGCCUAAAUUGAUUGCCUCCAAACCAUCUUCCUGGGGAAUGUCCAAGUUGAUGUAGGCCCUUUGACACUAGGACUGAAGCAAAAGUGGGAGAUGGUUCUUUUUUCCCACGGGGAAAUUGGGUGUCGGUAAUUAACUUUGGGACCUGAUACUGUAUAUUUUUCCCAGGUCCACCUUUUCUUACGGAAAGAAAGAUGAGGACCUGUAUCUACGGGUGUAUCUGUUUCAGGGUUUGUGUUCGGUUUUUUUUUUGGUAAAAUAAGUAUUUAUUCCUUUUAAUAUAGAAUGUAGUUGACCAGGUAAAGUUUGGGUAUAUUGUCUGAAUGGUCUGCACAUGGAUGAACUAAACCUGAGAAGAAUGGGAUUUUUAGUAUGACUCAGGACACCUAAAAGCACUUUUUCUCCCUUUCGUGGGCUGUGGCAACUGCUCUGCGCAGCUGUACACCAGACAAGUGUGUGUGUGUGUGUUCUUUGUUUAAAAGUGGAUGCUUUGAUGCUUUGGAUGAUGGUGGUUCCUUGUAAGCUGUCAGAUGUCUCUCAACAAUGCUAGGCUGGGAGCAGGCCCAAGCAGACAUUCAAAGACACAAAGCUCCAGUAAGUAGAUCUAUUGUAGAAAAACUAAUGCAGCCACGAUGAAAGAAUUUCAGUGAUUGCUAUGUAUUUAAUGCAAGGUUUGUGUAUAGUGGAAUCAAGCUUUACUUUCUGGUGCCCAUAUGGUGUAGCUGGCGUGAAGCUGCUGGUCUAGUUAUCAGGCUGUUUGCUUUUGACCUGCUGAGAACUGGCUCCUACAUAAAGGCACCCUUGAUUUCUUUCUGUGCUCUGCUUCUGAAAAUGUAAAUCCAUUUAUGCAGGCACGGCCCUCUUUCCCCUUGCAUUUUGAGAACAAGCCAAGCUGUCACCAUUCACGUCCUUGCAAAUAAGGUGGAAUGGAAUAAAGAGACCUGGGCAGAGGUACCAUUUAGAUGUUUCAUGGGAUAGCAAUAGAUGGAGAUGGGGAGAAAAAACACAGAAGGGAAUAUGUUGCCAUGUCAGUGAGUCUUGCCCUUGGUAACAACGUCAUCUGCAGGCUAACCCAGACAGCAUCUUUCACUUGCAUUGGAUUCCAGCUUCUAGAGUUCCCAAUCUGGGAGGGGAGGGAUUGGCUGAGGAUCAUUGGAUUAGGACAGUGGGGUAACAAAGCAAUUGGGGUAAGUGGAAUGGGAAUUGGGGAUAGGAGAAUGUUUGCAAAGUAGCCUAGGAAAUAACAUCCAGCUGGUUUGACUUGAAAUAGGAAUCCAACUGGGGUAGCAUUAAAGAUGUCACACAAAUCUUGUGUCUUCAAAUCCAGCCUGGUGGACUGAUUCCAGGAUGCACUGCCCAUGCCUCUAUUUAUUUGAACUCAGGACCCCAUUGAUUCUAGGCCUUAUGGAUUUCCAGUAGUCAAAAGCAAUGGCAGGAGAGAGAACUUACAGUAUUGGAAGGAGCCACUGGGGCCAAUGAGUUCAUCCUGCUCUCCAUUGCAAGAAACCAAAGGAAAGCAAUCUUCAAUGACACUCGCCCGGCCUCUGCUUGAAGAUAUCCAGCACAGAGCCCACGAGUGCUUUUGAUCUUUGGUUCCAGGCUGAUAUUGCUGUUAACAUAAGGAAGGGUUUCUUAACAUUCAACACGAAUGUGCUUUCCCGUAACUUUAAGGCCAUUAUUUUGUGUCCUGGCACUGGAGGAAAAUAGAAAAGAGGUUAGAUGUCUUCUUUUGCUUGAAUAACUUCUGCCCUAGAAGCUUUGGGUGCCUAUUUAGGAUUUCUGAUGUGUUCCAAGAGUACUUUUAAGAUGAACAGGUACUUUGUCCCAUACGUGUCACUAGGCAAUUGAUUUUUUUAUAGGUAGAUAGAUAUAUCUAAAAAGGACCCAUCCUUCCUGUGUUAGAAUAUAUAACCAGACUGAUAUUUUAUUAAGGGGAAGUAUAUUUUCUUUCUUUUGAAAUAAGAAUGAAAGCUUGUUCUUACUGCUGGAACGUGGAUAUUUUUGUAGAAAGAAAUCAAGUUAUGUUGCACUUCCAAAGUUAGAGGAGAAUUCUGAUUUUGGUGGAGAUGCUAUUUUUUUUAUUAGAACAAAAGAUCCCCUCUUUAUCCUUCCUCCAUGCCUUUGUAAUGGAUUGUCUCCUGUACUCAGAUAUUGGCUACAGGGAGAGGGAAAAAUAAUGUAAGUAAGAAAUAAGCCUCUUACAAACAGCCCCCACCCUUGCCAGUCUACCAUGAUUUUUACAGGUUUAUGAUCCCAGAACCUCUCUUGUAAUUGCUAGAUGGAGAAGUGAUGAAAAUGGUUUUUCAGAUGCAUUUAUUUUAUAUGAUUAUGUACAUGUAUUUAUACUCCAGUGGAUCCCUGCUGUAAAAUCCAUCCCUGUAUCUUGAUCAGUGUAUCUGUUGCAUGCUGUUGUGUGCUGUGUUUUUGUUGAGAAGGAGUUGUUUUCAUUUUCUCCAGAUCUGUAUUUUUAAUAAUAAGCACUGAAAUUUGGUGCACCAUUUUGUGUGUGUAUUUUCCCUGUUCUAUUUUUAAAUAAAACAAAAACAGGCUCUUCUCUUUAA